Molecule: messenger RNA, 1055 nt
Organism: Fusarium tjaetaba
Lineage: Eukaryota; Fungi; Ascomycota; Sordariomycetes; Hypocreales; Nectriaceae
Exons: 1
Source: RefSeq, a predicted model, not a curated record
AUGUCUACUUCAAGUCCUCGACAAGCAGCAUCUCUAGAGACACUGCCUCCAGAGAUUUUAAUUCCCAUCGUAACACGCCUUCCAGCGCUUGACAUUCUCUGGGACCUGAUCACGGCAUCCCCUCGCGUCUGGCGCCUCUUCAGCGACCAUGCCAUCACCAUCGUCGAAUGCAUCCUCUCAGGUCCCAAUGCAAUAAUACCGCCCGAGAUCGCAGAGCUCAUACGCGCAGUCAUACUCGUGCGCGCACGAGCAGUUCCCUUCGAGAGCCUGAAUGAAUUUCAGGGCCGGUUCUUACGCCAAGUCUGGCGCAAGUUCAAGGGCAGCGACAUGGAAGCCCCUCCAAGACCAUCCCCAGAUGAAAAACUGAGCCCUGGGUGCUUGUCGACUGCGAUGCCCUCUUUCGAGGUUCUUCGAUCGGUUGUUGCAACUGCUCACCAGAUAUCUGCCCUUUCGCAAGCAUGCUUGACCUCGUUCCUUGACCGUUUGAGAGAUCCUAGUUUCAGACCUUUGCACCUUAGCAAUCCUGAAGACCGGUACGAUCGUCAUCAUAGACGAGGGCCAAAUGGUGAAUACAUCAAAGCCUGGGAUCAGGUCUUUGCCGGAGAACCGGUGAGUGUGGUUGAUGUAGGUCAGCCCACGUGGGUAGAAGAGAUGCGAGUUGUGCGAGCUCUAUGGUAUAUUCAGCUCGUGGGUGAAAUGCGUCGCCAGAUAGACAGUCUAGAGUGGCCAGCUCAAGACAUCGAGGGUCUGAAAGAAAUGAAUCCCGGCGAUGACCGCCAUAACCUAGGAAGCCUAUAUCCUCUGUCACCCGAAGAAGUCAGGUCUGUCAUGGGAUAUCUGGCAAACCUUGGGGAGGCGAAGCAAGAUUUGUUCUACCGACUACCGCGUCCUCCUCGAUGUGAGAGAUGGACUACAGCUUUGCCCAUUCGAGGUGAACGAUACAUGGAAAUCGCGGGAUACCGGGAGGACGGUCGCCCUAUCAAGCGUAGCAAGUUUACUGAAGAUCGGCUUUGGGGUCGGACCCCGCUGGCACUGGAUGGAGACGCCCCUGGAAU